Molecule: messenger RNA, 3276 nt
Organism: Durusdinium trenchii
Lineage: Eukaryota; Dinophyceae; Suessiales; Symbiodiniaceae
Source: the annotation of a GenBank genome assembly
AUGGCGUUGCAGGGCGCCGCCGUGGGCGCCUCUGCAGCGCUGGGCUGUGGGACCAUCGGCCUCGCCGUGUAUUCCAACAUCGCAUCCUACCUGGCCCAGCGGGAACGCCCUGCGGAGGAGGAAGCACCUGACUGCUCCAUGCAGAUCAUUGCCACCGUCGGCAGUGUGAGCCGGCAGGUCUUUGGUGCGCCGGGCUUGGUACGCGCGGCCUACACGGAUCCUGUGGAAGAACUGAGGAAGGCCACGGCAGGGAACGAGAAGUUCGCCAGCGCCGAGUUCUCUGUCGCAGGCCAGGCCUUGGAAAGUGGCUAUGCUUGUUUCAACGGUGAGGUGAUCCGAGCCGGGCCCAGCUUCGAGCUUUGCUCGCCCAUCGUGGCGCUGGGCGGCGCCAAGGUGCAGAGGGACGGGAAGACCGUCACGGUCCUGCCGAAGCAGACUCCCAGCCUGUUGAUCCAGCUCCCGAGUGAGGCAGAGGCUGAAAACUGGGACAAGUGGCUGCAGACGGCCACGAAGAAAGAAAAUCCCAUCCAACGCUUGCACGACGUGCUCACCGAGGCGCAUGAUUUGGAGAAGCACCUCUCAGACAUGCACAACCAGAUGAAGAGGCACAAGACCAAGGCGCCGCACCACGGCCACGGCCAUCACGGCGAGCCUUCGCCCGCGGCCUCCACACCGGUGUCGCCCGCAGCGGGCGAUGCCGCGGCGCGUCCGGAAGUGCCUGGUAUGCCUGAGAUGAUCGAAGAGAUGAAGCAGCAGCUGAUGUUGAAGGAGAGCGUGGAAGCAGCACUGCAACAGAAAAUCAGCUACAUGGAGCUCCAACUUCGGCAGAAGGACCAGGAGAUUGACUACUUCAAGGCACAACUGGAAGUGGCACGUGCCAACUUGAAGACAGCCGAGGGACCCAGUGCGGACCAGCUGAAGCGCACGGAGGAGGCUCUGGUGCAGGAGCGUGGGAAUGCAGUGGCUCAGGCCAAAGCCUUGGCGGAGCUGCAGGUGCAGUUCAAGCGCCUGCAGGACCAGCCUAGCCAGCAUGAAGCCAUAUCUCGAGCACAACAGGAAGAACUGAUGCAGCUGAGAGGGGAGCUACGACGCUUGGAGGAGGAACGCAACUCUGCGCGCAUGAGCCUGGCCAAUCAGGCGCUGCAGCUCUCUGCGUCCAGCGAGGAGCAGGAACACCUUCGCCAGGCACUUCUGGCAGCUCAGGCAGAGAUCAGCUGCCACAAAGAGCUCCUGGAGUCGAGGCAAAGGGAGCUACUGGAGGCCAAGCGCAACGCCCCCACCCCGCGGGACCAUUCGGAAGCGCAGUCAACUCCAACUUCGAAGCUCUCGCACUCCGAACUGCAGGUGCUCCGGACCCACAUGCAGUCAGCCGUGCGGCGGGCUUUGGAGGGUGCAGAGCAGGGGGCUCCAGAGUACCAGCAGAAGUUGCAGGAGCUGGACGACAAACUCGUGGAGCUGUCGCCCACGCGCUGGAGGAGCGGAGAGGGGAGCGGCUAUGUCCUCGUCGGGAUGGAGAGGCCCUCGGAGCUUUCACCCAGAGAGAUCUCACCCAGGCCUGGCACGCUCAGCGUCUCCCAGGUGUACGCCACGCCCACACUGCCAUCUGCCUUUGGGAUGGAUCUCAACCAGGACUCGGGCGAGGUCUCUCGGCCUCGAAGGCGGCCGUCGCCGGUGGAGGUGGCGCCUCCCGUGCGCAUGGCCCUCUCCGCCGAGCCGACGCCCGCGGUGAGCUUACCGACCACCUCUUCACAGCCAGGCUCUGUGAACCUUCCCCUGCCCGUCACCAGUCUUCAAACCGUGACGCGGCCCAGUGGUACCGUGAACUUGUCAGCCUCCUACCGCAGCGUUGCACCGAGCGUGGCGCCCACCGCCUUGGGCCCGAUAGUGCAACCGAUGCGCUCCAUGGAGGUGCUCCCCGCCGCCCAAAUGGCGGCCAAUGCCAUGGCCGCCAGUGGCUCCUCCUGGGGCGCGCCCAACUGGCUGGAUGCAAGACCAGCGGCGUUCCGAUCUACUCAAACCAGGCUGGUAGGGCCACUGGCAGGGAAAGGUGGGAAGGAGUGUGUGGAGGAAAGGCAGGCCGCGCGGGAUGCCGUGCGGGGAAAUUGGUUCGCAUCCACCAGAGGGGUAGCUCAUGACGACCAGCUCAUGGCGGCCAACACGCGGCUCAUCCGCUACUUGGCCGUGCUGGGACUGGAACCACUGGAGCCGGAGGCGCUUGAGGCUGCGUUGAAGUCGGAGGAAGGCCUCAAAGCAGUGACCUUGGAGCGAUUCCCACAGGAGGACGAUGAUGUGCCGCUGAGCCCAGUGCUGAGCCCCCUGCCCGAUUUUUGUUUUAAGGAUGGGCUUCGCCUGGAAGAGCACAAGCCCAGCCCGAGCCCGUCCUUCACCUCCGUGGUCUUCACUUCUUCUUCCGGGGGUCGAUUGCAUGUGGCUUGUCUGAUGGUACAUGAGCGGAUGGAGCGCAGCGGAGGAGGAUACGUCUACGCGCCGAAGGCCUUGUGCUUGGUGUCUCUUUUCCCAUGUCUGGAGCUGCUGCGGAGCUUGCUGUCGGACUUGGUCUUGGCCGCACGAGCGGAUCAAGAGAUGCAGCGGUUCACCGGGGAGCCAUGCGACCCCUCCGAACGACUGGUCUUCCGUCUGGUGAGCCAGAUCUUCUACGAGUUGCCACUGCCACCGAACCGGCACACCAUGGUCACCUUGACCGCAGGCCUGAAGGAGGUGACGAUCCUCGACCAGGAGGGCUUCUCGUCCAAAACUCCUGGGACCGGAGGCUUUACCAGGGACUUCUCCUUCCGACCACUGGUGGCCUUCCUCUCAGUCAACAGUUCCAUCUCCCACACUGCCACCAUGCGAAUACUCACUGUUGAAGAGACGAAGCAUGGUGGUCUUGAGCUCACAACAACUCAGCCCUGCACUGCUGGCCGGGCCGCCGUGGACGCCGCGGACCGGAUGGGGAGACGGAAGGAGCGAGAAGAAGACGGACCGGACCCGGCGGUGAUCUUGGAAGCCCUGCGCGCGCUGCUCUUCCCCUUGGAAUGGGUCUCUUGGCGCGGUUUGAGCCUCCGCCCCACGUCGGUGAAGACUCAGGACGAGCACGUCUAUCUGCCGAUCCUACCUCCGAGCUUCCGCUGGGCAUUGGAAAGCCCUGCGCCCUUCCUGAUGGGCAUGGCUGGCAAGGCGCCGCUGGCCAGCGAGCUGGCAGAGGAUGCAGGGCACUCAGAUGCAACCUCCGGAUUUUCUCCUGCCCCAGGAAUGGGGAGGUGUAAGAUGGUGUAA